AUGUGGCGCGAUAGAACGAAUCUCUACAUUUCCUACCGGCAAUCCUACGCACAUCACCCAGCGAAAAAGCCGAAAUACUCUUCAUCAACCGGCAAUGGCUACUCAGACUCUUUCGCCUCAGGCUCGUCUGAGCGGCAGGGGCUUAUGUCCGCAGGCGCAUUCGAGGACGACGGCGAUGCAGUAAUAGAAAUGGAUCUUCUACCCCCUCGAUGGGCAGACGUAUCAGACGAAGUCACGGAGCUGUUGACGGAUAUUUCGGGGAAAAGUGUGAAGCUGGAGAAGUUACAUCAGAAGCAUGUUCUGCCAGGAUUCGAUGACGAGGAAGUCAAGAAGACUGAGGAAGGGGAAAUCGAGAAGUUGACGCAAGAUAUCACACGGGGAUUCCACGAAUGUCAGAAAGCGAUUCAGAAAGUGGAGCAGAUGGUCCGGGAGAGCAAGCAGCAGGGUGGGAUAAGUAAAGGGGAGGAGACGAUGGCGAGGAAUAUCCAGAUCUCCUUGGCUGGGAGAGUACAAGAGGCCAGCGCAGGAUUCAGGAAAAAGCAGAGUGCAUAUUUGAAAAAAUUACGAGGUCUCAGUGGGAUGGCUGUCCCAAUCGAUCGGGCGUCCACCCCUCUAUACAGCAAUUACACCGACCCCUCCCUAAUGGAGUCAGACGCCGACAAAUCCUAUUCGCAAUCGACGCUCCAACAAACCUCCCAAAAACAACUCACCUCCAACGAUGCCGCCAUAAUGCAACGCGAACGGGAAAUUACAGAUAUAGCACAAGGCAUCAUCGAGCUGGCUGAUAUCUUCAAAGAGCUGCAGACUAUGAUUAUCGACCAAGGGACGAUGCUAGAUAGAAUCGAUUAUAAUGUUGAGAGGAUGGCAGUCGAUGUCAAGGCUGCAGAUAAAGAGCUGAAGGUUGCGAGUGGGUAUCAGAAGAAGGGGACCAAGAGAAGGAUCAUCUUCUUGCUGAUACUGCUCGUGGUGGGGAUGGUAAUUUUGUUGAUUGUCAAGCCGAAACGGCAUAGAGGGGCGGAUGAGAAUGUAAUACCACCUUGA
Hyaloscypha bicolor E is the source of this 1041-nucleotide messenger RNA. Its product is annotated as t-SNARE. Lineage: Eukaryota; Fungi; Ascomycota; Leotiomycetes; Helotiales; Hyaloscyphaceae. Bases 1 to 1041 code for a protein of 346 amino acids. Gene Ontology annotation, molecular function: SNARE binding; SNAP receptor activity. The record is from RefSeq and is a predicted model, not a curated record. The transcript is spliced from 3 exons. Gene Ontology annotation, biological process: vesicle fusion; vesicle-mediated transport; intracellular protein transport. Gene Ontology annotation, cellular component: endomembrane system; membrane; SNARE complex.